CUUAGUUGCCUAGGUGACAAGGCACCUGGCCACUGCCUUGGAGCCAUGACAGCUAAGAUUUUUGUGUAAUUCUGUUUUUUUCUGAUAACAAAUUCUUGUCAAAGUACCAUCUAAAUUGGUGUGAAAUGAUCUCCCUUCGCACUUGGGCUGCUGUUUCUACUUCCUAACUGCUUCUAAAGUAAUCCUUUGUCUGCCUUUUAUCCAGGUUGUUGUGGACAUGAUUCUUAAUGGAUGCAGCAUGAACUCCAGGAUGUUUGUGAAACCCACGAUCUGUAACCCCACUACACAUAAGUCUGCUUUUACAUGCUUCUCUCAAGUGCAUGCCGGGGUGACAUUUCCUAGGAACAAGAGCUUAUGGGCAGCUUGCAAGGAAGAGUUUUAUUGCCAUUCAAGAGGAUGGCCCAUCAUGCAACUUUCUACUGCAUCAACACCAAUAUUUAGGGGGGAUUAUGGUAGCUUGUCACACACAAUCCCUGUACUACGAAAACGUAGUAUGGUAAACAGAUCUCGUAUGAGUCCAAGAGCAUCCAAAGAUGUACCUUCCAGUUUUCGCUACCCGCAGAUGACCAAAAAGCCUAGGUGGUGGUGGAGGAUGUUAGCUUGCAUCCCAUAUCUAAUGCCUCUCCAUGAGACAUGGAUGUAUGCGGAAACUGCUUACCAUCUCCACCCUUUCUUAGAAGACUUCGAAUUCCUGACUUACCCUUUUCUUGGAGCUCUUGGCCGGUUGCCUGCCUGGUUCUUGAUGGCAUAUUUCUUUACUGCUUAUCUUGGUGUGGUGAGGAGGAAAGAAUGGCCACACUUCUUCCGGUUCCAUGUUGUGAUGGGCAUGCUACUUGAGAUCACCCUCCAGGUUAUUGGGACAGUGAGCCGUUGGUUGCCUCUUGCUUUGUACUGGGGGAAAUUUGGCAUGCACGUUUGGACAGCUAUUGCAUUUGCUUACCUCUUUACUGUGCUCGAGUCCAUGCGGUGUGCUUUGGCUGGCAUGUAUGCUGAUGUUCCCUUCGUAUGUGAUGCUGCAUACAUCCAAAUUCCAUAUGAUUAACCAGGGUAAGGUAAGGGUGAUGAGACUUGGAAAGGAAACACACCUUGUCUAUCUGUCUCUCCUUAAUUUAUGUUGGUUUCGUGGGAUAUACUAUUUGAGGGAAAAAUUGACAGUUUGAUGUUGUAGAUGCAGUUUUUUAUUUAAUAUUUAGAGUUUUUCUUUGAAACUUAAAGAUGUUAUGAAGAUACACUCUUGAUGAUUGAAGGUACAAGGAUAAGUUGUCAA
Molecule: messenger RNA, 1267 nt
Organism: Telopea speciosissima
Lineage: Eukaryota; Viridiplantae; Streptophyta; Magnoliopsida; Proteales; Proteaceae
Product: protein TIC 20-I, chloroplastic-like
Exons: 2
Coding region: 218-1042 (274 amino acids)
Source: RefSeq, a predicted model, not a curated record